AUGUCCAGCUUCUUCCACUUCACACAAGGCACUGAGUCUCGCGUCCGACCAAAUGACACUUCGCCCCUGCUAGGACGAUUUCGAGCCGUACCUCCUCGGCCAGACCUGACACACCGGCGAUCUAGCCAGCUUGGGCUGCUAUCGAAUCGACCCUCUUGGCUUAGCGACGGGAGAGGCAGUGUCCAUGUUGGGUACGGAGCCCUGGUGGCUGCACGGCUAGCUGCCGAGGUUGAUGACGAUGAUGCCAUAGACGACGACGAACAGGACCGUGACGAUCACGACGGCCUUUCCAUGUGGCGGAGGGCUUGGCAUAGCUGGGUCAUGGACUUGUGGGUGAAUCCGAAGCAGCUAGCCGUCAAGCGGACCGUGGAUAGGUGGUGGAGCAGGUAUGGCCUUUUGGUGGUUUUGCCGGCUGCCUUGGCCAUCGCGUGGUGUGCCAUCCCUUUUCCACAGUACCCUCUACCCGAGGACGACGAUAACAAGUCGCCAGGGGAUGACGCCCGCAAGCCCCCCAGUUACGGUUCCGCCGAGGUCCAAGUCAACUUUUGGUUCUUCCUUUUCGUCUACUACGGAUUCUACAACGUCGUCGCAUUGAUAUGGAUCACCAAGGUCUUCAACCUGUACAGUCUCAACUGGUGGCCCGAGUCGCUGGGGUUCCCCCUGACGGUUUCCCUCAUUGCCGUGUUGUCCAUUGCUGUCCCAAUCCCCCUCUACUACAUCCCCGAAACGCGCUGGCUCACCGUCCACAAUACCUCGUGGAUCUCAUGGACCUUCAUCAUCAUGGCGACACCUGUGGCUAUCGCCUUUUUCAUACUCAUGACCAAUGAGAGACACAUUGGUCUGCGACAUUCAUUGUCUGAAACCCAACGUAUUUUUACAACGUCGUGGUGGAAUGGUGAACCAGACACUCUGCCUCCUAGGCGAGACGGACGCCGGCGCAACAACACCACCUCCAACGUUUCGGAGCCGGACAUGUUGUACGUGGCCCCGCCGCUGCGCUCGCAAGCAGUAGUCAUGAGGCGAAGGUGGUUGCCAGCAAGCUUUGUGAGGUUCCUUUGGCUCUGCGUCGCACUGUUUGUCGGCUUCAUGGUGUACGUUAUCGGAGAGGCAUAUGCCGAGUUGUAUGUGCAGACUUUGCCGCACAACAAUCUGGAGACGGUCGUUUACGUCUACGGCUGGGUCGCCACGGUGCACCUCUUGGACGCCUUGACGGGCUGGGUGCUGGGCAUCCGCGAGGGCGAGCGAGUCGGAAGCUAUCCGCUGAGCUGGGUCUUUAAGCUCUACUUCAUGCUGACCUACCAGACCUACGUCCGUGCCCUAUACGCGCGGCUUCGCUCUCCGGGGCAGUUCAUCAGUCUCCAGAUUCUCUCGUCCACGUCCCUCGUUGUCAUCACCCCCAUCAUGAUGACUCGCUUCGUCCACCGCAUCUUGACCGUCCUCGGUCUCAACGGCCUCAGCUACGGGUCCUACCAGAAACUCCAGACGCGCAACGUCUUUAUUCGCUUUCUCGCCGAAAACACAUCCAUGGCCACCUUCCUGGGCAGCGUCGCCAUCCUGCACUACGGCGCCAACAAGGCCGUAUAUCCGUUUUUUGCCUUUGACAACUUCAACCUCACCUUUUCCGCGUCCUCCAUUACCUGGGCGUGCGAGCUGAUUGCCAGUCUUGCGGUGCGACUGCUCAUCAGGCUCUGCUUCGACGUGGAUGUUGGGCUGGAGGGCCAGUGGGAUUUCACCUUGUGGCCAGAACUCCUGCCAACUUGUGUGGCCGUGAUGCUGCAUGUUUUGCAGAACAUGCUGUUUUCCAUAAUACGGCUUCAGUUCCAUUGA
Molecule: messenger RNA, 1827 nt
Organism: Metarhizium album ARSEF 1941
Lineage: Eukaryota; Fungi; Ascomycota; Sordariomycetes; Hypocreales; Clavicipitaceae
Exons: 3
Coding region: 1-1827 (608 amino acids)
Source: RefSeq, a predicted model, not a curated record